Molecule: messenger RNA, 6928 nt
Organism: Lagenorhynchus albirostris (white-beaked dolphin)
Lineage: Eukaryota; Metazoa; Chordata; Mammalia; Artiodactyla; Delphinidae
Gene: FLT1
Product: fms related receptor tyrosine kinase 1
Exons: 30
Coding region: 218-4240 (1340 amino acids)
Biological process (GO): multicellular organism development; positive regulation of kinase activity; vascular endothelial growth factor receptor signaling pathway
Cellular component (GO): plasma membrane; signaling receptor complex
Molecular function (GO): ATP binding; vascular endothelial growth factor receptor activity
Source: RefSeq, a predicted model, not a curated record
CGGCGGCGGCUCGGAGCGGGCUCCGGGGCUGGAACGCAACGGCCGGAGGACGCCGGGCUGCGAGGAUUACCGGGGGAAGUGGUUGUCUCUCGGCUGGAGCCGCGGAGAGGGGCGCUCGGGGCGAAGGGCCGGAGCGAGAGGAGACAGGCUCGGGCGGCUGCGGCGGGCGCCCGCGAGGAGCGCGGGCACCGGACGAGCAGGCCGCGUCGCGCUCACCAUGGUCAGCUGCUGGGACACCGGGGCCCUGCUCUGCGCGCUGCUCGGCGGUCUGCUUCUCACAGGAUGUAGUUCAGGUUCAAAAUUAAAAGGUCCUGAGCUGAGUUUAAAAGGCACCCAGCACGUGAUGCAAGCAGGCCAGACGCUGUAUCUCAAAUGCAGAGGGGAAGGGGCCCAUUCCUGGUCUUUGCCUGCAACAGUGAAUAAGGAAAGCCAAAGCCGGAGGCUGAGCAUAACUAAAUCUGCCUGUGGAAGGAGUGGCAAGCAGUUCUGCAGUACUUUGACUUUGAACGCGGCUCAGGCAAACCACACUGGCUUCUACAGCUGCAAAUAUCUCUCUACACCUGCUUCCAAGAAAAAGAAAGCAGAAUCUACAAUCUACAUAUUUAUUAAUGAUACAGGUAGACCUUUCUUAGAGAUGCACAGUGAAAUCCCGGAAAUUGUAAAUAUGACCGAAGGAAAGGAGGUCGUCAUCCCCUGCCGGGUUACAUCACCCAACAUCACUGUUACUUUAAAAAAGUUUCCAUUUGAUACUCUGAUCCCUGAUGGAAAAAGAAUAACGUGGGACAGUAGGAAGGGCUUUAUAAUAUCAAAUGCAACAUACAAAGAAAUAGGGCUUCUGACCUGUGAAACAACAGUCAACGGACAUGAGUACAAGACAAACUAUCUCACACUUCGACAAACCAACACAAUCACAGACGUCCAAAUCAGCACGCCAAGCCCAGUCAGAUUACUUAGAGGUCACGCUCUCACCCUCAACUGCACGGCCACCACUCCCUUGAACACGAGAGUUCAGAUGACCUGGAGUUACCCUGGGGAAAUAAAUAAGAGAGCCUCUAUAAGGCAACGAAUUGACCGACGCAAUUCCCGCAACAAUGUAUUCUACAGCAUUCUUUUUAUUGACAAAGUGCAGAACAGAGACAAAGGACUUUACAUCUGUCAUGUGAAAAGCGGCCCGUCAUUGAAAUCUGUUAACACCUCAGUGCAUAUAUAUGAUAAAGCGUUCAUCACAGUGAAACCUCGACAGCAGCAGGUGUUUGAGACUGUAGCUGGCAUGCGGUCUUAUCGGCUCUCUGUGAAAGUGAAGGCGUUUCCCUCGCCAGAAGUUGUAUGGUUAAAAGAUGGGUUACCAGCCACUGAGAAAUCUGCCCGCUACUUGGUUCGUGGCUAUUCGUUGGUCAUCAAAGAUGUGACUGCCGAAGAUGCGGGGGAUUACACGAUCUUGCUGGGCCUAAAGCAGUCAAACGUGUUAAAAAACCUCACUGCCACUCUAAUUGUCAAUGUGAAACCCCAGAUUUAUGAAAAGGCUGUAUCAUCGUUUCCAUACCCGACUCUCUACCCACUGGGCAGCAGACAAAUCCUGACUUGCACCAUUUACGGUAUCCCUCAACCUACCAUCACGUGGUUCUGGCAUCCCUGUAACCAUAAUCAUUCCAAAGCAAGGUAUGACUUUUGCUCCAAUAAUGAAGAGUCCUUUAUCCUGGAUCCUGACAGCACCGUAGGAAACAGAAUUGAGAGCAUCACUCAGCGCACGGCAGUCUUAGAAGGAAAGAAUAAGACGGCUAGCACCUUGGCUGUGGCCGACUCUAGAAUUUCUGGAAUCUACAGUUGCAUGGCUGCCAAUAAAGUAGGGACUGUGGAAAGAAACAUAAACUUUUACAUCACAGAUGUGCCCAAUGGAUUUCACGUUAACUUGGAAAAAAUGCCUACGGAAGGAGAGGACCUGAAACUGUCCUGCACAGUUAACAAGUUCUUGUACAGAGACAUUACCUGGAUCUUGCUGCGGACAGUGAAUAACCGAACCAUGCAGCACAGCAUCCGCAAGCAGAAAACGGCCGUCACGAAAGAGCACUCGGUGACGCUCCACCUCGUCAUCAAGAACGCUUCCCUGGAAGACUCGGGCACCUAUGCCUGCCGAGCCAGGAACAUGUACACAGGGGAAGAAAUCCUCCAGAAGAAAGAAGUGACCAUUAGAGAUCAGGAAGCACCCUACCUCCUACGAAACCUCAGUGAUCACACAGUGGCUAUCAGCAGUUCUACGACUUUAGAUUGUCACGCUAACGGUGUCCCAGAGCCUCAGAUAACCUGGUUUAAAAACAACCACAAAAUACAACAAGAACCUGGAAUUAUUUUAGGACCAGGAAGCAGCACGCUGUUUAUUGAAAGAGUCACGGAAGAGGAUGAAGGUGUCUAUCACUGCAAAGCCACCAACCAGAAGGGGUCCGCGGAGAGUUCGGCAUACCUCACCGUGCAAGGAACCUCAGACAAGUCUAAUCUGGAGCUGAUCACUCUGACAUGUACCUGUGUGGCUGCCACCCUCUUCUGGCUCCUGUUAACUCUCUUUAUCCGAAAACUGAAAAGGUCUUCUUCCGAGAUGAAAACUGACUACCUAUCGAUUAUCGUGGACCCAGAUGAAGUUCCCCUGGAUGAGCAGUGCGAACGGCUCCCUUACGAUGCCAGCAAGUGGGAGUUUGCCCGGGAGAGACUUAAACUGGGCAAAUCACUUGGAAGAGGGGCUUUUGGAAAAGUGGUCCAAGCAUCUGCAUUUGGCAUUAAGAAAUCACCUACGUGCCGGACGGUGGCUGUAAAGAUGCUGAAAGAGGGGGCCACGGCCAGUGAGUACAAGGCUCUGAUGACCGAGCUCAAGAUCUUGACCCACAUCGGCCACCACCUGAACGUCGUCAACCUGCUGGGAGCCUGCACCAAGCAAGGAGGGCCUCUGAUGGUGAUUGUGGAAUACUGCAAACACGGAAAUCUCUCCAACUAUCUCAAGAGCAAACGGGCCUUAUUCCUUCUCAACAAGGAUGCAGCCUUACACGUGGAGCCUAAGAAAGAGAAAAUGGAGCCAGACCUGGAGCAGGGCGAGAAACAAAGACUAGAUAGCGUUACCAGCAGCGAGAGCUUCGCAAGCUCCGGGUUUCAGGAGGAUAAAAGUCUGAGUGAUGCCGAGGAAGAGGAGGAUUCUGACGAUUUCUACAAGCAGCCCAUCACUAUGGAAGAUCUGAUUUCUUACAGUUUUCAAGUGGCCAGAGGCAUGGAGUUUUUGUCUUCCAGAAAGUGCAUUCAUCGGGACCUGGCAGCACGAAACAUACUGCUGUCUGAGAACAACGUGGUGAAGAUUUGCGAUUUUGGCCUUGCCCGGGAUAUUUAUAAGAACCCCGAUUACGUGAGAAAAGGAGACACUCGACUUCCUCUGAAGUGGAUGGCUCCCGAAUCCAUCUUUGACAAAAGCUACAGCACUAAGAGCGACGUGUGGUCUUACGGAGUACUGCUGUGGGAGAUCUUCUCCUUAGGCGGGUCCCCGUACCCGGGCGUGCAGAUGGACGAGGACUUCUGCAGUCGCCUGAAGGACGGCAUGAGGAUGCGGGCCCCGGAGUACGCCACGCCCGAAAUCUACCAGAUCAUGUUGGACUGCUGGUGCAAAGACCCAAAAGAAAGGCCAAGAUUCGCAGAACUCGUGGAAAAACUAGGCGACUUGCUGCAAGCCAACGUACAACAGGAUGGCAAGGACUAUAUCCCACUCAAUGCCAUACUGACAGGAAAUAGUGGGUUUACGUACUCAACUCCUGCCUUCUCAGAGGACUUCUUCAAGGAAGAUAUUUCUGCUCCAAAGUUUAAUUCAGGAAGUUCUGAUAAUGUCAGAUAUGUAAAUGCUUUCAAUUUCAUCAGCCUGGAAAAAAUCAAAACCUUUGAAGAACUUUCACCAAAUGCCACGUCCAUGCUUGAUGACUACCAGCUGGACAGUGGCACCCUGCUGGCCUCUCCCUUGCUAAAGCGCUUCACCUGGGCCGAGAGUAAACCCAAAGCCUCGCUGAAGAUUGACUUGAGAGUAACAAGUACAAGUAAGGAGUCGGGCCUUUCUGACCUCAGCAGACCCGCGUUCUGCCAUGCCAGCUGUGGGCACCUCAGCAGAGGCCGGCGCAGAUUCACCUAUGACCCCUCGGAGCUGGAGAGGAAGAUUUCGUGCUGCUCUCCCCCACCCGACUACAACUCCGUGGUCCCGUACUCCACCGCACCCGUCUAGAGCCCGACUCAGCACAGCCUUCUUCCUAGAACCACGUGUGUAUUUAUACCCCCAGAAAAGUAGCUUUUGCCAGUAUUAUGCAUAUAUAAAUCGACACCUUUUCCUUUCCACAGAAGCCAGCUGCUUUUGUGUGACUGUUAAUAGUGCUUUUUGUCUCUUUUGACUAACAAGAAUGUAACCCCAGAUAGAUAAAGCCAAGAGCACCACUGCCAACCCUCGCGGGACUCAGAGGAUAGGAGAAAUCCUUCCUCAGCCCCAGGACUUGCUUCUCCUCCCCGGGGCCCCAGGGCCGCCGGGCUCCGGCUGGUUGAUGACACACACUGUCACCUGUCACCGGCCUGUGCUGCAAAGGCGUGGCUCUGGGGCCCUGCAGCAGCUGACAAGGCCUGGGAGAAGGAGGGGAGAGAGGAAGAGAACAGGACAGGGCACGGGGACGGAGUGGGAUGGGGACAGUGCCACUGGGUCCACGUUCGAGAACCAGCCAGGGAGCAGACAGGACAGGGGGUGGGCGGUGAGCGGAGGCCAAAAAGGGCCAAACGUAAUUUUUGGAACGACCAAGCACAUUGCACCACCUCAGCUAUGGGAUGGGUUCUGUGCCUCUUCCCAGACGGGGCACGGCUUUCGUCUCCAGCGCUGGGUGGAGCUCGAAGCCAAGCCCGUCCCCCCGCCGGCCCCCCAGCAGGACACGCUGACCCCGCCCCCUGAGCUGGGCGGGGCGGGGGGUGCCGGGGGCGGGGGCCGCCUCUCCCCACGCGCCGCUCCCAGGAAGCUCAGCCCAGUGAGUCUGGUCUCCUAGGUCACCGGUUCGGCUGAAAGCCACGUUUUCAAAGAUACUGUCGGAUUCCAUCUGGAGUAUUAAUAUCUAUCUAGUCAAGACACUUAACUCAGUUUUUGGUAUUAACCUGUUUCGUACAGUUAGUUAUAAAAGGAAGCUGAGGAGAAGGAAAACAGUCUUGUGUAGGUUUACUCUAGACCCAAACUAGGAUAGAUGGAGGAAAAAAGAGAAGGCGGAGUGAAAACCCCAUCUCCACGCCAACCAGACCAACUCCCGAAAACCGUGGCGACCCGAGGACAGAAGUCAACCAGGUGUCCUUCUUAUUCGGUGGAGACCCUACCCACGCUCGCCUCUUAGACAGAAGAGCAUUGACCAAUGUCUACUAAGCACUUUAUGCUCCUUGAGGAAAAAGGUGGUAUGUAAUUUAUGCAAGAUACUUCUAGAAUGGGGACUCAGGAUAUUAGUUAAUGAGCCGACAAUAGGAGAAAAGCCUCUUUUCAUCUACUUUGGGCCUUGCCUUGGGUCUGAGGAUGAUGGAAAUAGGGAGCCAGGGUACAAAAGGGUGCCUACUUCUCAGGGUCCAGAGGCCCUGGACCCCUCACUGGCUCUGCGUGAUGCUGCGUGUUUAGGAUGUGCACACCUUCUGGGGCCAGCUGGAGCCAGACAGGCCACAAGGAAUCACUGCUCCUGGUAGAGAAGAGGACGCUUCCCUUCUUCACUCUAGAACCUGAGACGGAAGUGAUAGACGGGCCUGUGCUUCCUGCCCCGUGUGCCACAGUCUCGCUUCAAGGCUCUUCGUAUGAAGAGAUGGGAGAGCUGGAACGCCCCCAGCAAGACAUCGGCUGCUUCCGGGGGCAGGGACUCUGCUGGAGGAGCCUCUGGCCAGUCUCCAGCAAGAGUCAAGUGCAGAGAGUAUCAGGCCAGGGCCCUUAGAGGGGGGCCUUCUUCCUGUUCUUCACAAGCCCGAGAGCACCUGUGACCCCUGGCAACAGUAGAAAUCAGGUAACCGGGAGGAGGUCAAACAGGGCAAUUACAAGACCACAAUCGAUUCUCCUGUCUUCUCAAAUCAGUUAAGGAUCCAGCAGUUAGUGAAAACAAAGCAAAACCUUAGCUAUGCAUAUAAUGUCUUGAUUUCAAUAAUCUAACUCUUAAUCAUUAAGAGGCCUUAGUAAUACCAUCUUUCCAAAAGAACACGUUAGACUGUGUUAAUCCGGCUUCCUCAGAGACUCGGGUCUGUCCCAUCAGUCCGGUUUUAUCUGGAGUCUUAACAUAGAAUGAAAACUGGAAGCUGGGAGGAAUGAGUGUAUCCAGUGGCGAAGGGCUUGUCCCAGACGGGUGCGUUGAAACAGCACUGAAAAUGCAAUCACUAGUGGACUGAUGGUAUUAUUAGACCCAUUUGUCAUCUCCGACAGAAAUGGUUGGCCUGAACAACGAGGGGACAAGUACUCCCUUUCAGGACUUGUGAGAUCAAGGACACGGAGCAGCGUGGGUAGGAGGGGACGGGAACCACGCGCGAGUCUGUAUCUAGCUGGUCUAAGAAUGACGCUCAGGCCCGUGGAGCAAGUGGGUCCAAACCCUGAGAAGGUGACCUCGGCCUUCUGGCUGCGCCUCGCUUCCUAGCCCCUAAGAAUGCCACACAGGAAACAACCACGUGUCGGCCCCUUUUAACUGAUCAAAGAAGGAGCGCGUCUUUGGCCGACAGUGGUAGUAACUAUAUGUAUAUUUGUGUGUGUGUGUGUGUGUUUUGUGCAGAACUAUUUAAGGAAACUGGAAUUUUAAAGUUACUUUUAUACAAACCAAGAAUAUAUGCUGCAGAUAUAAGUAAGACAGAAUCUCGUCCUACAUCUCUAGUCACUAUGAAUGUACUUUGUAUGCUAUCUUCAUAUAAUAAAAUUAACUUACAGAAACAUCCA